GAAAUCGCAUGCACUUCAUGCCUGUUCUUCGCCUUGCUCCUAACAUUUCGUUGCGAUCAAUGAUUAAGGUGGGGUGGCGGUGGGAUUGAAGUGCGGUGUAAGAUACAUCAAACUUCAUUCCACUACAGCUGGUCGCCUUACGCUGGUCCGUCUCAGAUGCGCCGUCGGAAUGCCAGUGGUCCAGCGCCUGAACACGCGGCCCAGUACCACCGGCUGACGGCCGUCGGCGACGGGCAGUUCUGCGACGAGCAGUUUCAGACAGUGCGGAAGCCGAUCCCGUGGAAAAGCAUCUUCCUGGCGUCAUUCUUGUUCGCCGGCGGCACCACACUGCUCGUCAUGGGCAGCUUGCUUGUAUCCGGCUUUUUCGACGAGCGGUACGCCGACCGCACCUGGCCCCUGAUCGUGCUGGGCCUCAUCAUGUUCGUGCCGGGCGCCUAUCACGUGCGUAUGGCAUACCUGGCCUACAUCGGCUACGACGGCUACUCAUUCGAGGACAUUCCCAGCUUCGACUGAGCCGUCCGGUGUAGCCGGCUCCGCUGGCCGGUGGCCGGCUGCCGGAGGGCACGCCACCGCUGGCCGGUGGCCGGCUGCCGGAAGA
Molecule: messenger RNA, 598 nt
Organism: Pollicipes pollicipes
Lineage: Eukaryota; Metazoa; Arthropoda; Thecostraca; Pollicipedomorpha; Pollicipedidae
Product: transmembrane protein 230
Exons: 4
Coding region: 157-513 (118 amino acids)
Cellular component (GO): endomembrane system
Source: RefSeq, a predicted model, not a curated record